GCACUGUUGUGUUUUAACUUUAACUGGAGCUGUUUUGUGUUGUUUGGUCUGGUGACCUGGGAGCAAUUUUCGACGCUUGAAUGACAACAAUUAUUUUAUUGUAUUGUAUUCUGUACUGUUCUGUGGGUUUUUUAUUAUUAUUAUUGGUCGUUCAAAUACAAUAAUUAUCGUUCGUCUGGCAACAAAUGAUAGUACUAAAUACUCAACCAAUUAAGUAAAUAAUGUAUUGUAUAGAUUUUGGGUGACCUACUACUAAUUGAAUCUACAGUUAUGGACCUCUUAAAUUUAAUUUGGUUAAUUCAAGAUUAAAUCCUGACACCAAAGACUUUACUAUCAGAAAAUGUAAACAUAUGACUGAGGAGCAUAUAUAAGUAAUUAGAUACUGUGAACAUAAUGUGUAGCAGAGUUUAAACAUAUAACAGGUUAUUGUGGUCGUCAGGUCGAGCGAAGGCACCAGAAACACCCGGCUGCUGCCGCUGCACGGUGGGCUGGCCUUCUGCUACUGUCUGGGAUCAGGUAACCUCCAGCACCGGACGGAAGCGCCGCUUUUAGCCGUAGCGGCGGUUCCAAUGAGGCAGGGAAGUACUUGAACAAACGUGUGUUACUGUUAUUUUACAAGUUUAUUACUAAAGCCGCGACUCUCUGUCGUUCUCGUUUUUAUUUCCGUCUGUGGGACAUUUUAAAGUGAAGGAGGGGAGCGUGGAAGUGGAGGACGUGGCCGUUGGUGCUGUUAUGAGGAGAGUCACUCAGGUGUUGAGCCGCUACAGGACAAGUUUGACUCUUGUUUUUUUGGUAGAAGCCCGGCAUUUCUUUUUCUUUUUUCCCUUAUAAGUGUGCGUGUUCAAGGACUUAAACUCAACUUCUUCGCAUCGUUUCUUAUUUGAGUCGUGGACAAGGCCAAGCUUAAACAGGUCCAGGGAUGGAUGAGACAGAGAAGUACCAGCGUCGACAGGAGGCCAUUGCUGAAAAGCUUAGACAGCAGAAUGAGGAAGACAGAGUCAGGAGAGAGAUGGAGGACGAGAAGAUCAGACUGCAGCAGCUGAAGAGAAAAUCUUUAAGGGACCAGUGGCUAAUGGAAGGAGCUAAUUUGUCCCCAACAUCUCCAACACCUUGUUUCCAUCUGGGGGACUCCAACGCCCAUGAGAAAGAAGAGCAAAUUGACAUGUAUGCCCACCUGUGUGUGAAGUCGUGUGUUUGUGUGUUACUGCAAAAUAGAGCUCAAAGACUAAGAGCUAACGAAGAGCUGUCGCCUUUUUGUUAUAACAACAGUUCCUGGUGGUUGCUGUCAAAAACGGAUCAGUUGGCAGAGGAGAAAGAGAAGAACCAGCUUAGGGACGGACAAGUGCCUUGCUUUAACCCUUUCCCAUCCCUUCUUGGAGUGGCUAAGGGAGUUUCCGUAUACCUAUUCAUCAAUCAGACAUCCUCUCACUUCUCAGGAUUAAAGGUCCAGUGUCAUCUCUCCUGGACAUCUCCAUACCUCCAUAGAUAUCAUUUUAUGUUUUUGUUUUCCCCAGUGGCAGCUGAUGUGGACAUAGAUAUGAACAGGUCCCUGCAGGGUGGACAUGAGGUUGUGUCAAUUGCCAAUGGAGGAGAGUCGAACAACAUUUGUCACAAGGUCAACAGACCCUGCAGCUCCUCGGAAGCUGUUAGUUUUAAGGUAGAGCCUGAGUUAGGCCUUGGUGUUUCAGAGGCCGAGUCUUGUCAUGUUUCUGACCUUGGAUGUAGUGCAGAAGAGGAGGGAACUUUGUUGAUCCGAGCAGAGUGUGUGAUGAUCACAGAUGAAGGAGAUGAAGCUUCUGAUUAUAUUUUAGCAUCCGCGCAGUGCAAAGAAACCCAUCUGCCAUAUCAGGGAGUGAGCAUGAAUGGAGGGGAGAUAGUAGAAGAUGAAUUGAAAACAAAAAUAGCUCAAGAACCUUUAACACAUCCCAAGAAGAACCCAGAACAGGAACCUGCUCCAGAGACACUAUGGCCCACAGUAGCUGAGGAUUUUUACCUUGACACAAAUGAAAACGAGAACAGUGAGGUGAAAGGUGAAGCACUGGAUAAACUGGAAAAAAGUAAAACUUCAACAGAAACAGUUCACCUCCCAGACAUUGCUUUAGAGGACAUUGUAUUGGCUUCAGUGCCAGUCUAUGCUGAGGUGGAACCCCCUACCAUUACAGCCACGGCUGAGGUUGAACCCUUGAUGUUGUCAGCUAAAGUCAAAGAUCCUGCAGCACAAUCUGGUCACUUUCAGGAGGUGCCUCUGGCUGUUCAUCAGGAAAACCAGAGAAAAGAGCCGAGGCCAGAGCCUGAGCAUGAGCCCCUCCUGUCCUACAGCAAAACCUCUGAGUCAGCAGCAGCGGCUGACAGCUCCAUAAAUGUGGACACACAUAGCCAAGAGAAGAAAAGUCAAGAGGGUGAAAUGAAGGCACCCAAAUGGAAAAGCUGCCGGUGUUGCUCUGUUAUGUAAAUGAUCAAAGAGUAGGUCAACUUUUUCUCUUCUUAUAUUGACUCUCUGAUGUUCAACACAGACUCACUUCUUCCUCUGUUGCAACGAUGCAUCGUGAAUCAAUUCAAAGAACAAAUGCGUGACUGUUCGCAUCGUUGAAAUGAAAAAUGAAUCUCUCAUCAACUCAGUGGUCAUACCAUGAGACUACACACUCUGGUACAGUAGGUGGCAGUACAUGCCUUAAAACGUUGGUUGUGACAUGUUUUUAAACCAAGAGGUCGCUACGUGACUUUCAGGUGUUCAAACAGACACAAACAGUGUUUCUCUAAAGAAAACCAGCUCUUUCCAGUUAAUAUAUUUUAUAUUCUUUUAUUGGUUAAUAUAUUGACAGUUAGCAAGGGAAAUGCUGAAAAAAAUGCUAAUGUGCAGUGUUUCUGUAAAGAAAUGUGCAGUUUUUGUAUUCUGUUAUUUAAGAUAACAAUUUCAUUGUAUUUGGUUUUAACCUGUCUGGAGAUGUCUGGUUUUGUGAACAAAAACAUCACAAAUCACAUUGUAUUGUGAGUUGAGUGUACCGUUACACCCCUACUGGGCAGGAGUAGAGCACUCUGGUCAAGGACACUGACUGACAGUACAAUAUUUGAUUUCUGGGACAUUCAAAUUCAAGGAUUGCUAUUUCUGUGAAACCUAGUUUUUUUUUUUUAACAUUGUAAACACUACAUGAAUAUCAUUGAUUGUGAUAACGGGGUCCUCGACGUACUUACCUCCGUUCCUACAGUGCAACAUAAUUCAAUUUUCACCGUAAGGCAGACUUCACAUUCUGUACGUCAGUACCUGUCACUCUCCUACACUAACACAGUGGUGACAUCAUAAUCUAGGACAUAAAAACAUCAGAGGUUUCUGACUUAGUGAAUGUAGCACAAUGUAUGACGUACACCCAGCGACUGUAAACAACGCCGUCUUCCACGUGAUGACGUAUCCAACCGCUUUCUGUCUGCCAACUAGUUCUUACACGAAAUUAGUUUUAAAGCCGUACGUUGAAAUAACGAAACAAGACUUACGGGAGAUGGCGAUGUAACCAUGAAACGCCGUAGGUUGACGGCAUCGUAAACCGAGGACCUGGUGUAUUUGGUAUUGACCUCAUGACCUUGAACUCAUUUUAUGAAUGUGUGUAGGAAACCAGUUACAAACUACAACUGGAAAGGAUUAGGCUUUUAUAAUGAAGCGGAUACAUCUCCAUGCAGUUUUUUUGCCUUUAGUGUGAAGUACAUAUUUCUGGCUACUGUUGCUUGUGUAUGUAUGAUUUAUUUUGUCCAGAACUCUUUUUAUUAGCGAUUUCAAAGUGCAUAAAACUGCUCUGUGUUCGAUAUAUCAACUGUAUACAGAAAAGGAUAUAAAAAUACAAUAAACCUGUAUGAUAAUGUAUGGAUUGAUGAUUAAACUGAAUUAUAUUUAAAUGAGUGUGUAUUACUAGAUGUUGAAUACGCCCAGGUUGAAGGUGAAGGUGAAGGUGAAGGGUGACGACUGUCAAGAAAGGCUACAGGCGUUACGCCAACCUUUACUGUUUACCAACCCAACAUUUCAGCACCAAAAGAGGUAGUGACAUUGCCUAAAUAGUAAACACUUCAAAGUAAUCAUGAAAUAUUUUUAAUCAAGCAUCUUGCAAAAUUUACAUAUUUAAUUUUUUUUAUCUAUAACUAUUAGAAUCUUAAAACUUAAAAGUUCCCAGUAGUUUUAAAUAACAUUUUUGGAUGACUGUUGAUUUUUAUAAAAUCAACAGUCAUUCAAAAAAAUGUUUUUUAUGUUUUGUAAAUUGUCUUGGUAAUAUAGAAAAUAAAGCAGUUAUAAAAGGUACAACAAUAACAUUAUAUUGGGCAGUAGCUUUGAGUUAGAAAUAGGAAAUAAAGGGUUAGCAUUUGUGGAAAAAAUCUUUUUACUAGGUUGGCAGUGUGAUAAACAAGAAGUGUUGGUGUUUACUGAGCAGAUUUACCACUUGUCUGCCUUGGAUUCUUUGAUAAACUCUUAUUAACAUCUAAAAGUAAAAGGUUGUCAUAGACUAAACUAAAUGGAACGUGAUGCCACCAUUAAUUUAUGUUCAUUUUUGUUUGUUUUAUCUGAAGACCUUGGAUAUUCCAGUAAAACUCAACUCAAAUGCUAUUGCAUAAGAUGUACUUUGUCUUGUUUGUGUGUUUAACAGUUAGCAAACACCACUUGUAGGUUGUUUCACAAUCACAAAGUUGAUUAGUUGUAGGGUCAACUUUUAUUGUCAAUAUUGCAAAACUACAGGUUUCUAUAAAAUUGGAACGCUGCUAACCAAAAGUGUCAUAAUCGCCUUUCAACUGAAACUUGACAAAGAAGCCGAAAGGACGCUAACAUGUUUGCCAUUGCAACUACAUUUCUAGGCUUAGUGGCUCUAAGUCUUUCAGAUCCUCGGCCCUGUGAGGAUUUGGCCAUGGCUUUGGAUCCAGUGGAUCCUCAACAGUUUCAGGGAAUAUGGGCCUUAGUCGCAAGCGGCAUGCAAGAGCCUUCUGGGGCAGAAACUCUUAAGAAACGAGACAGCAUAACUGUUAAUGUCACUGGCACCUCCUACACCCAAGCCAUCCGUCAUGGUAAUCAGUGCAUGUAUCGGCACCAGGACCUGAAGAUGGAAGGCAACGUGUUUAGCACACAAGUUCUAGAAUGGAAAUUCUCCGGUACCUUACUGAAGAGCUCUUGUACAGAUUGUAUGGUGGUCAAGUUUGAAGGGGUGUCGGCAAGUCAGAGGUUUUUGGACCUGUACCUGUUCAGCAGAAGGAGAGAAGUGACACAGGAGGAGAUGGAUGAGUUCAAGGCUCAAGUGAAUUGUUUGAACAUCCCAGAACCUGUGUUGAUGGAUCCUACAAAAGACCUUUGUCCAGACCCUUCAGACUUGCUUUCACAGGCUGCGGAGGAGUGAGAGACCCUGGUACGAGAUCUGAUCUGACAUGGUUUGAACACAUGUUUGUCCUUACCAGGUUUAAGAAUGUUGUGUGGGGGAGACCAAAAUGUUUCAAAUAAAUAUGAUGUACAUCAUAAA
This is a messenger RNA of Cynoglossus semilaevis (tongue sole), 5483 nucleotides long. RefSeq names its product paralemmin 3 (gene palm3). The coding region runs from base 920 to 2452 and encodes 510 amino acids. The record is from RefSeq and is a predicted model, not a curated record. Gene Ontology annotation, biological process: regulation of cell shape. Lineage: Eukaryota; Metazoa; Chordata; Actinopteri; Pleuronectiformes; Cynoglossidae. The transcript has 7 exons. Gene Ontology annotation, cellular component: membrane.